Arabidopsis lyrata subsp. lyrata is the source of this 1989-nucleotide messenger RNA. RefSeq names its product lariat debranching enzyme. Gene Ontology annotation, molecular function: RNA lariat debranching enzyme activity. Gene Ontology annotation, cellular component: nucleus. The record is from RefSeq and is a predicted model, not a curated record. Gene Ontology annotation, biological process: mRNA splicing, via spliceosome. The transcript has 9 exons. NCBI's taxonomy places the organism in Eukaryota, Viridiplantae, Streptophyta, Magnoliopsida, Brassicales, Brassicaceae. The coding region runs from base 508 to 1764 and encodes 418 amino acids.
UUAACAGACAAAACUAAUUAUAUAUACAACUCAUAAUCAACAGCUGAAACUAUGAUUAUUAACCCAUAAUCAAAAAAGAAAGACAGACCAUUAUGAGCCAAAUGACGAUCUUCCCUAUUUUAGAUUUUACAAAGGACUAAAAUCAAAACUCGCGGUAAAACAUGGAAAACGGUUAAAUGUUUAGUGGGUUCUUGGGCCCAAUUUAGCAUUCCGUCGGUAACCUUCAUACACCGCCGUUGAUUGUUCUUCUUCAUUCCGCGCCGCCGUCCCGCGAUUUUUUUUUUCUUUUGUUCGAAACGACGUGGUUUGGUAAUUUAUGAAAACGAUGUCGUUGUUGUUCUUCUCCUUCUUCUCAAUUUUGAUUCUCAAAAACAAACCCUAAAUCCCCGCUUCUUCUCUGCUCUUACUCAAUUCGUCUGACUCUUGGUACUUGCCCACUACUCGAAUUCAAAUCGAAAGUUGAGCUCGUCGAAUUUGUGAAACCCUAAAAUAGUAGAAUUCAGAGAGAUGAAGAUUGCUAUUGAAGGUUGUAUGCAUGGAGACCUAGACAAUGUGUAUAAAACAAUUCAACAUCAUGAACAGAUUCACAACACUAAAGUCGAUCUCCUCCUCUGCUGCGGCGAUUUUCAGGCUGUUAGAAAUGAGAAAGACAUGGAUAGCCUCAACGUACCUAGAAAAUACAGAGAGAUGAAAUCUUUCUGGAAGUACUACUCCGGCCAAGAAGUUGCUCCGAUUCCCACAAUUUUCAUUGGUGGGAAUCACGAGGCUUCUAACUACUUAUGGGAAUUGUAUUAUGGGGGUUGGGCUGCCACCAAUAUAUACUUUUUGGGUUUUGCUGGAGUUGUCAAGUUUGGUGAUGUGCGAAUUGGAGGCCUUUCGGGUAUCUACAAAGAGCGGCAUUACCGUUCAGGACACUUUGAGCGGCCUCCAUAUAAUGAGAGCACCAUUAGAUCGGUCUAUUAUGUCCGUGAGUAUGAUGUCCAGAAGUUGUUGCAACUUGAAGAGCCGCUUGAUAUAUUUCUCUCACAUGAUUGGCCUGUUGGUAUCACUGAUUAUGGAGACUCAGAAGCACUUAUGCGGCAAAAACCAUACUUUCGUCAAGAGAUCGAGGAAAAAACUCUUGGAAGUAAACCAGCGGCUCUACUGCUAGAAAAACUGAAGCCUCGGUAUUGGUUUUCUGCUCACUUACACUGCAAAUUUGCUGCUGCUGUUCAACAUGGGGAUGAUGGAUCAGUGACAAAGUUUCUUGCCCUUGAUAAAUGCCUUCCAGGGAAAAAGUUUUUACAGAUUAUUGAAAUCGAAUCAGAGCCUGGACCCUUUGAAGUCCUAUACGAUGAAGAGUGGCUAGCAAUCACACGAAAGUUCAAUUCUAUUUUCCCGCUAACAAGGAGAUACGCAAACUUCAGCACUGCUGGAACUAUACAAGAGAGCCGUGAGUGGGUGAGGAAGAAGCUAGAAGAAAGGCAAUUUAAACCUUUUGAGUUUGCGAGGACAGUACCUGCAUAUAACCCAUCACAACGUAUAUUUGAUUCCAUUCCUGAGAUCCCACAAAAUCCCCAGACGCUGUCUUUGUUAGAGCUCCUUGGUCUCCCAUAUCUCCUUGAUUCAUCACCAGUAACAGGGGAAAGAACCGAGAUCCCUGCUUCACCAGCUCCAUCAGAUCUUCCGACAUAUGAUAGCGAAGAAAUCCUAAUUGAUGACAUUGAUGAAAUAGAAGAGAUAGAAGAGGCAAAAGCGGAUGACCCUACGAGAGACGAGGCAUGAAUAUCUCCAUUCCAGUGGUCAGAAUUUCUGUUCUCUUGCUAAUAUCUGACUGCUUAAUCGUCAAACUGGAAAACAACCACAUUAGUUGGGAUUCUGUGAUUGGAAAACCAGGUUUUUUCUACAUUUUUAAAAUCAGCAUAAGUUUUAUUUGUGAUUUUAAAGAUAAGUGAAUCAUAAAUGUCUCGGAGAAAUAAAAAAGAUUAGAAAUUAAUGUUCAUCCAUUAA